AUGUGGGCGGUGUUUGGCUACGAUAACGCGUGUCGCUGGAUUGUUCUGGCGUCGAGGUCGGACGAGAAGCCAAGGGAGCAUCAAUUGCGCUGCAGGUUGCAGGAAAGGAUGCGCAACAUGGCCGGCGAAGGCAGUGCCGUUGCGUUUUCUUUGUACGUAAUUAGAGGCAUUUACUUGACCCAAUGUGGUGACUGUCGACUCGGCAGGGUCAACUACCCUGCGAUUCACCACACCUGGAUUUGA
Soboliphyme baturini is the source of this 243-nucleotide messenger RNA. The record is from the annotation of a GenBank genome assembly. Lineage: Eukaryota; Metazoa; Nematoda; Enoplea; Dioctophymatida; Soboliphymatidae.